This is a messenger RNA of Tachysurus vachellii, 827 nucleotides long. RefSeq names its product fibroblast growth factor 5 (gene fgf5). The transcript is spliced from 3 exons. Gene Ontology annotation, cellular component: cytoplasm. Gene Ontology annotation, molecular function: fibroblast growth factor receptor binding; growth factor activity. The record is from RefSeq and is a predicted model, not a curated record. Lineage: Eukaryota; Metazoa; Chordata; Actinopteri; Siluriformes; Bagridae. The coding region runs from base 1 to 648 and encodes 215 amino acids. Gene Ontology annotation, biological process: positive regulation of protein phosphorylation; fibroblast growth factor receptor signaling pathway; cell differentiation.
AUGAAUGUUGCUCUCUUGCUCGUGCUUGGAGCUCAGCUGAUUGCCACCGCGGCUGUUUGGUUGGAGGAUCACCUGGCGGCCUCAGGUCGCCGCACUGGCACUCUGUACUGCAGGGUGGGCAUCGGCUUCCACCUCCAGAUCCAUCCCAACGGCAGAGUAAACGGGAGUCACGAGCCCAAUCACCUCAGUCUGCUGGAACUGUUUUCCCUAUCGCAAGGAGUUAUAGGAAUCCGAGGAGUUUUCAGCAACCGAUUUCUAGCCAUGAAUAAGAGAGGAUGGCUUCAUGCUACUGAGAAGUUCACCGAUGACUGUAAGUUCAGGGAGCGGUUUCAAGAGAACGGCUACAACACAUACGCCUCAGUCAUACACAAGAAUCAGCAGACUGGGAGAGAGUGGUUUGUGGCACUCAAUAAAAGAGGGAAGGCAAAAAUGGGCUCCAGUCCAAGAGUGAAGUCCCAGCAUGUGUCUACGCACUUUCUACCAAGGAUGAACCUGCACACGAAACUGGAACAAGGCUUUACAAUAACAGACAAAGAGCAGGAAAGGACUCAGGCCCUGCCAAAACCUCAGAGCCCUAAAGUCACCAUGAACACGGGGCAGAAACAAACUCGAACUAUUAAGUACUGGCCAAAAUUUAGGUUUGGAUAGACUAACAUUGUCUUAAGCAGUUGUACUGUAAACAAAGCAGUUUUCUCUUCCAAUUGUCAGCAUUCCAUUGAACAAGUUUCUGAGGCUGAACCCGAACCUGUUGACAUGGGGGUAUUACAAAUCUAAUACCUCUGCAAGAGCAUUUCUCAUUAAGUUCCUUGAUGUAUUUUCUAUUUAUA